Messenger RNA from Adineta steineri, 435 nucleotides. The record is from the annotation of a GenBank genome assembly. Lineage: Eukaryota; Metazoa; Rotifera; Eurotatoria; Adinetida; Adinetidae.
AUGCAGUCAAUAGUACUCUUUCUUCUGGUGGCAACAGUUAUUGGUGUAGCUCAAUCUCAGUCAUGGGCUGGCACUUAUACGGCUGAUUCAUCAUGCAGCACAGCCACUUGCUGUUGUUUGAGCGGACAUAUUUUGGUGACAAGUUUGUCGGGAAAUAACUAUACAAUUAGUUCCAGUGCGAGUGGUGUCUGUAACAGUACUUUAUUCACAGGCACUCUCUAUACAAAUGGCUAUGCGGGUUCGAUUGUGAUGGGCGUCGACAAUGAUACAGUAUCACUCAGCUCCGACAGUCUCACUAUUAAUAUCACCGAUCCAAUCAACUCAACAUGCAGUGCCAAGGGAAUCAAAAGUGGUACCAUGGCACAACACGCUAAUAUCAUCACGUUAUUAGCUCUAUUUCAACUUGGUAUGGUGGUCACCAUUUCAACCAAAUGA